Messenger RNA from Phlebotomus argentipes, 1152 nucleotides. RefSeq lists its product as uncharacterized. Gene Ontology annotation, cellular component: axon; neuronal cell body; dendrite. The coding region runs from base 1 to 1152 and encodes 383 amino acids. Lineage: Eukaryota; Metazoa; Arthropoda; Insecta; Diptera; Psychodidae. Gene Ontology annotation, biological process: sensory perception of taste. The transcript is spliced from 4 exons. The record is from RefSeq and is a predicted model, not a curated record.
AUGGAGAAGGGCUUCUCGAGUGUUUUGCCAGCAGUGCGAAUUAUUCACUAUUCCUAUCGCCUCGUCGGCAUGUGUCCGUACAAGCUUCCGCCGGACAUCAAUUCCGACCGCCUUCCCUUGUCGCCGCUCGGCCUCAUCAACACUGUCGCCUUCAUUGGGAUCUCGUGCACGGCGGCGUACUUGAAUGUGCACGUGGACAUUUACGAGGAUCUCUCAUCGUCCAAGAUCCUCAACAUCAUCAGCAGAGGCGUGCUGAUGGCAGCUCUGUUCACCACGAUUUUCUACACCUUCACCAGCACUCUCAUGAGACAAUCCAACUGGGCGAUGGUGCGACUUCUGCACGGCAUUGACAAGAGACUCUCGGCAGUUGGUGUGCAAUUCAACUACAAAAGGCAGUUCUUUAUGGCCGCCGGCUUCACGCUCGUGUGGAUUAUCUUUGUGAUUCUCCUCAUCGGCUACCACUGCUUCUACAGCAGCCUGGGCAGGAUGACCAUGCUGAAGAUGUUCAUUCACUUCGUCAGUCACUACUUGGCCGUGUCGGCGUACGCCGUGGUCAUGAGCCACUUCUUCUACAUGCUCGUUGCCAUUUACUCGCGCUUCGCCGCCAUCAACAUCACCUUCCGGCGACACUUCCUGUUCGGCAGCGCCAAGAAGGCGAGUGAUGGCGUCGUGAAGCAGCUGCGAAUCGCCCACGAUGAGCUGAAUGACGUGCUGGACAGAGUCAACUCCUUUCUCUCCAUCAUUGCAAUGACAGGCAUCACGCUGUCCAUCUUCCUGUGGGUCCUGUCCUGCAGCUCGAUGUACAAGAAAAACGUCGACAGCAGCGACAGUCUGCUGAUUUCGCCCAUCGGCUAUGUCUUCUGGAGUUCUUACUUUGCCUUCUUCGUGGUCACAAUCAUCAUCAUUGCCAGCAGGGUCACGAGCGAGGGUCGCCGCACGGCUGUUCUCAUCCACAAGGGGAUGAAUUUGCAUCCGCAACAUCCGGAUUUGCACGAGCUCAAGAUCUUCUCGCUGCAGCUCCAGUGUCGAGAACCUGUUGCCAGCUGUGGCCUCUUCUCCUACGACUACACCCUCCUGUACUCCGUGCUCGGCAGCAUUUCCAUCUACACCACGAUUUUCAUCCAGUUCGACACCUUCAACUUCAAGGCGUAA